CCGAGUCACCUGUGCUUAGCUGGGCGGGUAUUCGAAAGCGCUUGUUGCUCAUUUUAAAAGAUUUCAAGCUGUCGCGCUUCAGCACGAGCAGACGGUCAUACUGCCCCUGCUGACAUGUCGACAUCAGGACAGCUAGCCACGCAAAGCGGGGACUCGGAAGUGUUCAACCUAAAACACACGAAAAACAUACUGUUGAAAUCUGUGUUGUCGUUCUUCCCGCAUUUCGCUGCUAAGUACGGGGUCCGCCCCUGGGGACUUAAUUGGCGCUCUUCAGUUUGGUUCGUGACCUUAGUGGUAGGAUUAGGAAUUACGACCGAUCUUCUUGUUUACUCGAUAGUCAUUCCCGUGCUCCCUUUUUAUUUGGAGAGCUUGAACUAUUCUGGCGUGUCAAGCUUAGUCGGAUAUCUUCUUUUCGCAUACUCUGGAGGCCUCGUUGUUGCGACACCUGUCAUCGCCUGGUUCUCCGAACGAUAUAACCUCAGGCAAAUGCCAUUAGUUUUGGGACUACUUGCACUUACAGGAUCUCAGAUCAUGCUCAUGCUAGCGCCGACAUAUUGGGUGAUGGCGCUUGCCCGCGUCAUACAAGGUGUCAGCUCGUCCAUGGUAUGGGUGGUAGCACUUGCAUUACUAUGUGACACUACUCCGGAGCGAUACAUUGGUCAACAGCUCGGUAUAGCCAUGUCCGGACUCUCACUUGGUUUACUCAUUGGACUUCCUGUCGGAGGCGCUCUAUAUGGGCGUUGGGGUUAUUACGCCCCUUACUACUUCGGAAUCGUCGUCACAAUCAUCGAUCUUAUAGGACGGUUACUUGUCAUCGAACGUAAAGAUGCCAUGAAGUGGGGCGUCGACCCAGCGGCUGACGCCCUCAAAGCUGACGAAGAAGCUCAAGAUGCCGCAGUUGUUGGGGGUGAUGUCGAAACCAUCUGUGAAGAGACACCUAUACAAGGACCGUCUCUCGAGGGCUCAAAGGAGGAGCUCAAAGACAUUCGAGAAGACGUUAAGACAGAACGGACGGUAGCCUCCACAAAUUCCCCUGUCCAGUCAUCUACGCCACUUGGAAUGCCAGGACCUUCAGCUGCCAGAACUCCAGUUAUCGACGACGCCGCGCCUGCCAGUCUUACUUCGUCUACCCGCCGUCUCUCAAUGCUGCAAGUCGUGGCUCUGAUGUUGAAGUCCUCUCGCACGUUGACUGGUUUGCUCAUCACGGCAAUUUAUGGCAUUGUUUACAGCGGACAGGAACCUAUCAUAUCCCUUCAUCUACAGGCUAUCUGGGGACUGAACUCAACUAAAGUCGGGCUCGUCACUUUGGGUGGCGUCAUUCCAACUCUCCUGUCAUCACCUGUGGCUGGCUGGUGGUCUGAUAAGAAUGGCCCUGAAUGGGUCACGAUUGUUUGUUUGGUCCUUUCCUUGCCGUGGUGGGGCGUUGUUACCAUCAACGCGUCUUUAGCUCUGUUCAUAGUCAGCUAUGCUUUAGAAAGCAUGUUUACAUCGGCUGUCAUAGCCCCACUGACCGCUGAACUGGCAGCAAUCAGCCGGUCGAUCGAUGGCGUUGGUUACGCCCACAUAUACGGUGCAUUCAACCUCUUCUACGGAAUUGGAUCUGCUCUCGGACCUCUGAUAGGUGGGCAGAUGUACGAGCACCUCUCCAACGGCUGGUUCGCCUACAACAUGAUGGCCCUCGGACUAUUAUUCACAUCAGCGAUAAUUGCAUCGAUUUAUAUCGGCGACAAUCCGUUAAUGGCUCGACUUGUCAAAAUGUUUCGCAGUGGUACAAAGACGCAACCCUAAAACAGUGGUGUUGAUCUGGUGCCAGUCGUGUCGGGUUCAUGACCCGAACACCCGUCUCAGGCUGGCGUGGGCUAAUCAGGGCAGGGAUACAUAAAUACAUAUACAUGUUUCAUGGAAUUGUGAUGAAUCUUGUUGGCCGAUAAGUAGUAGAACUAACGCAUACAACCACCUUAGACAAACCAUAUCAUUCCAACCAACUUAUGAAUUGCUUAUGAGGAUUUUAGAGACCCGAAUACUAGUCAUGAUCACAUGUCCUUCAGUCUAUUUCAAACUCUUUUCCAUAAC
Molecule: messenger RNA, 2073 nt
Organism: Stereum hirsutum FP-91666 SS1
Lineage: Eukaryota; Fungi; Basidiomycota; Agaricomycetes; Russulales; Stereaceae
Product: MFS general substrate transporter
Exons: 16
Coding region: 115-1788 (557 amino acids)
Biological process (GO): transmembrane transport
Molecular function (GO): transmembrane transporter activity
Source: RefSeq, a predicted model, not a curated record